Messenger RNA from Aureobasidium melanogenum CBS 110374, 951 nucleotides. RefSeq lists its product as uncharacterized. Gene Ontology annotation, molecular function: 1-acylglycerol-3-phosphate O-acyltransferase activity. Lineage: Eukaryota; Fungi; Ascomycota; Dothideomycetes; Dothideales; Saccotheciaceae. The transcript has 2 exons. Bases 1 to 951 code for a protein of 316 amino acids. The record is from RefSeq and is a predicted model, not a curated record. Gene Ontology annotation, cellular component: endomembrane system.
AUGGCCUCCCUGAACAGGCAAAUCGUUGCUUGCUUGUUCUUGCUUCUGCGCUUUGUUUUUUUGACCUUUGGACCCUGGUUAGCACAUGUCGUGAUCGCCGACCUUCUGCUGUCCUGCCUCCUCCCAUUCGCCUUUAUCUUUCCCACCUAUACCUACCAUUUGGCCUCUAAUAUUGCAGAAUCGGUAUGGCGUGGAGUGCAGCGCAUCUGCGAGGACUCGAAUGGAGCCGACAUCAUUUUAGCCGGCGAUGACUUGCCUGCUGGUGAAAGUGCAAUCGUCGUCGCAAACCACAUAGAAUGGUCCGAUUUCUAUCUUAUUCAAGCCUUGGCUAUUCGCGCCGGCAUGUUGGGUCGCUGUCGAUGGUUUGCAAAAGACGCACUCAAAUGGGUCCCUGUACUAGGUUGGGGUCUGCUGGUCAUGGGAAUGCCACUAGUCAGUCGCAAGUGGGCUGAGGACAAAGAAGAGAUGAAGCGGCUGUUCGGGGGCAUUCAAAAAGGACGCUGGCCUAUCUGGCUUGUGUCUUUCAGUGAAGGGACACGAUACAGGCCGAAGAAGCAUGCAGAAGCAACCCGGUGGUGUGAAUCCAAUGGAAAGCCAACACCUCAGCACACUCUGCAUCCUCGCACAAAAGGCUUUGUCGCUACUGUUCAGCAAUUGCGCAAGACGCCUCAUGUGAAGGCUGUAUACGAUGUCACAAUCGCCUAUGCUGAACAUGACAAGUUCAUGUCCCCACCAUCCUUCUUCAAAACUGUCUUCCAGCCCAAUCUGGCACAGAACUAUCGGAUGUAUGCUCACGUUCGACGCUUUGAGUUGACUUCUCUGCCCACAACGGAUAGUGAGAUUGCGCAGUGGCUCGAAGAGAGAUGGGUGGCAAAAGGUGAGAGACUGGCAGAGUUGAAAAAGUCACUAGGCUACGGCGAACCAUGGAAGGGUACUUUGAACAAGAUUUGA